Alnus glutinosa is the source of this 1435-nucleotide messenger RNA. RefSeq lists its product as uncharacterized. The transcript has 8 exons. The record is from RefSeq and is a predicted model, not a curated record. The coding region runs from base 76 to 1047 and encodes 323 amino acids. Lineage: Eukaryota; Viridiplantae; Streptophyta; Magnoliopsida; Fagales; Betulaceae.
AGAAAAAGAAAAAGAAAACAUGUAAUGAGAAGGUAAGUUCAAGGAAGAGAGGAGAGCGGAGAGGCAAUCUACAGAAUGUGGGCAAAUACUGAAACCUUUGUUGCGAUGUUAUCUUCGUUUCAUCCCUUGUUGAAAGUAGCUCCAAAUCCAAUCUUCCCCACUAUUAGUAUUAAUAGUGAUAGUAAUAAUAUGAAGAAUAAGAAGAAGAAGAAGAAGAAGAAACAAAUGUGUCUGUUGAUAUGCGCCGCUUCGCCUUCCGAUAAUGAGUCUGACAAAUUUCUUAGAGAAGACACCGCAACUAGGACAGCUAGUACCGACAACAGCGACGAAAUUGUAAUGACUGGAACCACCGCCAGAGCGCGCAGAUUGCUCAAGAUUCGGGAGGAGAAGAGGAAGCGCGAACACGACCGCCUUCAUAGCUAUCCACCUUGGGCCAAGGUCCUAGAAGACGCCUGCAAAGACGAUUCUGAGCUCCGCGCCGUUCUCGGCGAUAGCAUCGGCAACCCUGAGCUCAUGCGCAAAAGGGUUGAAGAAAGAGUUCGGACAAAGGGUCAAGACUUUUCGAAAUCAAAAACGGGUUCCAUCCUUUCCUUCAAAGUCAGCUUUAGAGACUUCAAUCCUCUCGAUUCCUUCAUAUGGUUUGAAUUGUAUGGAUCACCAUCUGAUCGGGAUGUCGAUCUUAUUGGUAGUGUCAUUCAGUCAUGGUAUGUUAUGGGGCGGUUGGGUGCUUUUAAUUCUUCUAAUCUGCAGCUGGCAAAUUCAUCAAUGGAUUACAAUCCCCUGUAUGAUGCAAAGAAGGGUUUCGAUGUGAUGCCAUCUUCAUUUCACGAUAUCAGUGAUGUUGAGUUUCAGGAUAACUGGGGUCGUGUUUGGGUAGACCUUGGUACUUGUGAUUAUUUUGCCAUUGAUGUACUCCUCAACUGCUUGACGGUGUUGAGUUCAGAUUAUUUAGGCAUUCAACAGAUAGUUUUUGGCGGGCGUUGCAUGGGUGACUGGGAAGAGGGGAUGACAAACCCCGAGUAUGGAUACAAGUACUUUAAGAUCUGAAAUCAAUUUGGAUCUGAACACGUUUUAUUUUGUUUUUUUAUUUACACUUUAUGUACUUUGACACUGUACAGCCCGGAUUUCUUUCCAUAGCUUUUGGGUAGUUUUCUUUAGUUAUGCGCCCAGUCCUGGCAAAGCUUCCUCUAGCCCUUGGGAACUUUUGGAUAUCGAUAGCCACGCUGUUAAUAUGGAUUGGGUAGUGGAACCGAUGCAAAGUCAUGGUAGUCAAAAGACACAAGGAAAUGACAUGCAUGGCUUUAUCUGGUAAUUCUACAAUAUGAUUUUUGUCAGCCAGAUUGGUGAGAUUUUUAUGUUGUAAUUAAAAUUUGUCUUGGUUCUCUGCAAUGACAUGAAACCAAGCUAAAUUAAGAAGCAACAAGAUAGUCAGUCA